UUUGUACAGAAAUGCAAAUUAAAGUAUAGGAGCCAUAGUCAUGAUUAUAAGAAACAAAGUUCUUUGAGGUAUAAUUAUAAAAGACUAUGACCAAAGAUGCAAGAUCUUACUUUAUACAGAAAUAAUAUUCUAACAACUUGUGUGGAACUUUUACAUGUGUGUUGGUAAUGCGUUCACAAAGCAUGACCUUGUAAGUUGUAACUAGAAUCGUGCAAAAGAGAUAAUUACUUUUCCAUGAGUCAUGGCCAAUGUGAUCUCCAACGGCCAUUUAUAUGCAUUGUUUUUGUUUUUAUUAUAAUUUUGAGAAGAAAAAGUGAGAGAAUACAUAGAAUCUUUCUUCUUUUAAAUCUUUUGACUAUUGUUUUAAAUUGAUGGUUUAGGAAUUUUCCAAUAUGACAGCUGAAUAAUAAUUAUAAUAAUAAUAUAAAAAGACCCAUAGCAAAUUGUAGAGAAAUGAAAAGUUGGCAUUUGCUUGGCUAUUAUAAAUGCUUUAUUACCUCUUGUCUUUUGUUUUUUUCUUACAACACGUUCUUCUUUUAUUAUUGGGUCGGCUUUGCUUCCUCUCAGGGCCUUUUGUUUUCUUGUAAGACUUCUUUAAGCCUACUGAGCUACUACUGAUCUAUUACAUUUCUUAAAAUAUCAGUUAGGCAUCGAACAGUAACAAAUAAGUUAGUGGGGGUUAUUGGUUGGUGUAUUUUGAUGGAUUUGAAAAUCCAAACUAAAUUUAGUGUUAUUGGUUUUAUGAUUUUAAAAUAUGUAUUGAAAUCAUGUGUUAUUCGUUUAAUGAUUCAUAAAUUCUAAUUCAAAUCAAGUGUUAUUCGUUUAAUGAUUCAUAAAUUCUAAUUCAAAUCAAGUGUUAUUCAAUCAUAUAUAUUUACUAAUAUAUUUGAUUUCAUAAUGUAUUUGAAUAGAUUUGCAUGGAUUUCUUAGUGAAAAAUACAAAUGCCCAAAUCCGAAGAAAAACCUCCAGAUUUGUAAAUACUAAUCUGAAAAAAUUUGAAAAUUUGUAUAUUUUACUUGGAUUUAUAAAUAAUAUAUAGAUUUCGAAAUCAAUAAAAAUAUAUAAACCAAUAACACCUCCUUAAACCCCUUUGAAAAUUGGCCCUAAUAUAACUUUUCUGGCAUGGAAAUGGGCUUGCCUUUCUCAUGGGCCAAAUUGCAACCAUGAUCUUCUCUGAACAAAUAAAUUGUUCUAAACUACAAUACAUUUCUUGAUAAAAAAAAAAGAAAAAAAAAACUAUUCCCUCCGUUCCUAAAAAAUCCAUAUUAUAAUUUUUCACGCUUAUUAAUUAAAAUUGUAUUUUCUAAUACAUUGUUUUUCCUAAUUAAUUAUUUCCAAUAACUUUUAACCAAUAAAAUUUUAUUAAACACAAUUGUAUUUUUUGAAAAGUACAAUUUUUCACUAAUUAAUAUAUUGAAAACGUAAAAAAUAUAUUUUUUUGAAACAAAUUUUUUUCUAAAAAAUGAAUCUUUAAGAAACAAAAUGAGUACAAUACAUUUCUCAAAUUUUCUCGUCUGUUAUAAAAUAAAGGCUAUCAUGAUUCUUUGUAACAAUUUCUUCUUUAUUUUCUUGUUAUAACAAACUCGAGACUCGAGCACACAUAUUUUUUGUUUAAAGACGUUUCGAUUAUUAGGUUAUCCAAAAAAACUCUCAUUGCAUCUUGAAGUGUCAAAACUCAUAGGAAUCCUCUUAUACUUAUUAGAUACUUUCUACAACGUAUUUAUUAGAUCUAUUUGAAAAAUUAAAAGAACACAGAUAGUUUUCUUUUUGUGUGUAGAGGUACAGGUAGUUGUUACAACGUAAUGUUGCAGAUAAACUUUUACUUCUCUUAUUGACUCAACUCACAGCGUUAAUAAUAUGCCUAGAAUUUUAAAUGCGCCAGCUAUAUCGUUGGCUCUACUUUUCUUUUAUAAGAAAAACAUGAUUUUCACAUAAUGAAAUUUGCUGAGGCACAACGAUCAAGAUAUUUAAUUUCAUAUUUAAAUGAUAAGAAAGGGAGCUUCUAUUCUCUCUUUCUUUCUUGCAACUUAAACUGUUUUUUCUUUUUUCCGUUAAUAGUACUAAUCCCAAGAGAGUCAAACCAUCUUAGCCUAGUCCCUAACUCUCAUGUGUACUAGUCUAAUACAGAAAUAUUUAUAAUUAAUUACACUUAAUAGUCUAACCCAAGAUUCCCGGACGCUGGUCUUAAGGUACAAAAGAAAAAUUAAUCUAUUAGCAUUUCAUUUUUUAUCACAGCAUUUCCAGCACUAAUAUUAGCAAAAUACUCAGUAAUAAAAACUUUUUUACAAAAAUAAGAGAGAGAUAGAAACAUAGCUCACUUGAGAAACUUCAAAAACUCUAUGAAAUAGUUUGGAGACAUAUGUCAAUUUAUGAUUAGUUUAUUUUAUUUACAAAAAGUUAUACAAAUAUUAUAUAUGCAAAUAUUAACCCUUUUUUUUUUGAAACACUAUAUGCAAAUAUUAACAUAAAUAUAUAAAAACCUCUUUUAAUUUAUUUAGCGCUAGAAAAUGUUCUCAGUGUCAAGUUUUUCGACAAUAGGUUGCAGCAAGAACCAUCAGUCCGUGAGUUUAUUUCGUGUUUUGUUAUAGCCUAAAACUCUUUUUGGUUCUAUUCCGUUUUAUAGUGUACGAUUUUCAUAACCAUGGUUCUUUUUUUAUGGUAGAGUGUAAAACAAUAGUGGUAUGUUUUUUUGGUCAGUUAACCAAGUUUUAAAGAUUAAUUAACAGUAGCCUGACACAUGAAACUUCGAUGCCGAUAGAGCUCUAAGAUCAAAGAGGAAUCUUUUUAAACAUACACGUGAUUUUUGUGUCUCCCAAGACCAUCUUAGGCGGUCCAUGUUUUCAUACUAUAGUAGAAAAACUUGAUUAAGUCAUUACACUAAUUUGUAUCAGUAAUUACAGCUUGCAUCGCAGAAGUUCGUUAUCAUUUACAAUUAUCACCACAUGCCAGACACAAUCAAUACACUAUUUAAUAAGCCUAGUCAUUCGUAUAUUAAUACUAUAUACGUAUAUGAUGUUAGUAAUGAGCUACUCCAUUAUUUACUACAUAAAUACUCCACUAGGUUCUGAUCUCGUAGUACUAUUUAAUAAACUCCAUCGAAUAACUACUCAUAGUCUUUUUAUUUCUCUCUGUGUAUGAUCUCUCUCGUCUAACUUCAAAGAAGCAAAAAAAAAAAUGAGAAAGAAGGUAAGUAGUGGCGAAGAAGGAAACAAUGAGUACAAGAAAGGUUUGUGGACCGUAGAGGAAGACAAGAUCCUCAUGGAUUAUGUCAAAGCUCAUGGCAAAGGCCAUUGGAAUCGUAUUGCCAAAAAGACAGGUUUAAAGAGAUGUGGAAAGAGUUGUAGAUUGAGGUGGAUGAACUAUCUCAGCCCAAAUGUGAAAAGAGGUAAUUUCACCGAUCAAGAAGAAGAUCUUAUCAUUAGGCUCCACAAGUUGCUUGGCAAUAGGUGGUCUUUGAUUGCUAAAAGAGUGCCGGGUCGGACAGACAAUCAAGUGAAGAAUUACUGGAACACGCAUCUUAGUAAGAAACUCGGAAUCAAAGAUCCCAAAAACAAGCCGAGCAAUGGUGAUAUCGUUUAUCAGAUCAAUCUCACAAAUCCUACUGAAACAUUAGAAGAAACAAAAAUCUCGAAUAUUAACGACAACGAUGAAAUUCAAGAAGACCGCCACGGAAGUAACUACCUGAGUUCACUUUGGGUUCAUGAUGAUACGUUUGAACUAAGUACACUCACCAACAUGAUGGAGUUUCUAGACGGACACUGCUUUUGAUGUUUCUUUUUUUCGAAUUGGUUUUCUUUUCGUCUUGUUAUAUUCUUAGCUGAUCAAACACUGAUACAUCAACGAUCUUAAGCUAAAAGUUGUUGAUGUGGUAGUGUAUGAUUGGCUAAGUCUUUUAAUUAGGUUAACUUUCGUGGGUUAUAUUAUAUAUAUAUGCUUGAAACUCGAUGAAUCAAAUAUAUGUUAUGUCUGUUUCUUCCUAAGCAAUGUGUUUUGUAUUUUCGUGUGUGAAAUGUUCAUAUAAAACUUCUAAAUGUGAGUUCAACAUAUGAAGGAGUAAGGACAAUGGCAAGUUAUAAGUUCUAUCUUAUUUAUAAAAAAAAAAAAACCAUGUGUAUAUAUUAUACAUUAGGUAUGUACUUACUAGCUCGUUUGUUGUCAACUACCAUCAAAUUUAAACUUAUGAAAAUAAGUACUCUUAUGUAACAUUAUUAUUUGUGUUUCCCAAUAUAUUGAUGUUCGUUAAAAAUUAAAAUGAUUUUAAUGUACUUAGUAAGUGAUGAAUUAGACAGAGCCCUUGAUUGCCCUGGUGAUCUUAAUUUAGUAUAGCUAGAUGUAGUCAGAGAAAUGAGAGAAAUUAUAUUGGUCCAAAUUUAAGUUCACGCUUCUCUAUAAAAUUCUAUAAAUUUCGAUGACAGAGGCUGUCCCCAUUAUUAAUAGUUUAAUUUAUGUUCUUUGUCUUUUGAUUUUAUUAUGUUCUUUGAAAGCUUGUUCCCCACCCUUGCAAGAUUUUAAUUAUACAUUCACUUAAAUGAUGCAUGAUGCAUGAAAUAGUAAAAUCUAAAAGAGGAGAGUCUUUGAUGAUCCACAAGGGAACACGUUGGUCAUGUACAGCGGAAAAUGAAUGCUGAAGGUUCCCAAAUUUGACCAGGUCGAUCUUAAUUAACGUAGUUACUAUGGCAGCCGUAUCUCCAUCCUUGACAACGGUUAAAAAAAUAACGUACGCAGAUUCAAUGAAAAAUGAUUUCAUAUAUUUAAAUUUUAUAGUUUAAUGACUUUCUUAAUUUAAUGAACAUUUAUUCUGCUUAUUUUAAAUAUUCAAUAUUUAUUGUUAUUUUACAGUGUUAUAAAUAGAAAUAUGAACUUAAUAAAGAAUAAACACAAUCCAUAGAGUAGGCAUGGACAUUCAGGGUCCCAAUCGGGUUUCGGUUUUAUCCAUUUGGGUUUUAGUUUUUCGGGUUUAUCAAAAUUAGUCUCAUUCGGGUUAUAUAAAAGUUUAGUUCGGGACCGGUUCGGGUUCUAUCGGGUUCGGGUCGGGGUUAGUAAAUCUUCAAAGAACCGGUAUAACCCAUUGUACUUUCGAGUUCGGGUCCCAGUCGGUUCUUCGGUUUAAAAAUACAUGAUUUGUACAUUUUUGUAACUAAAGCAUACAUGAAAUUGGUUCUUCGGAUUUAAAAAACAUGAUUCGUACAUAUUUCAAUACCCAAAACAUAAGUAAAAUCGAUUCAAAAAUAAGAAAAAAACAUCAAAUGUGAUCAUUCAAAAUCAAGCAAAAGAUAAACAUAGUUAGUGAUAGAAAGAAAACCAGAUAAAUGAAAUCAUAAAACAAAAACUAAGUUCUCAUGAAAUAAGAAACAUUAUUCAAUGAAAACAAAA
This is a messenger RNA of Brassica rapa (field mustard), 5374 nucleotides long. RefSeq names its product transcription factor WER (gene MYB66). NCBI's taxonomy places the organism in Eukaryota, Viridiplantae, Streptophyta, Magnoliopsida, Brassicales, Brassicaceae. The record is from RefSeq and is a predicted model, not a curated record.